This is a messenger RNA of Anoplopoma fimbria (sablefish), 4762 nucleotides long. RefSeq names its product ferrochelatase (gene fech). NCBI's taxonomy places the organism in Eukaryota, Metazoa, Chordata, Actinopteri, Perciformes, Anoplopomatidae. Gene Ontology annotation, biological process: heme biosynthetic process. Gene Ontology annotation, molecular function: protoporphyrin ferrochelatase activity. The record is from RefSeq and is a predicted model, not a curated record. The coding region runs from base 140 to 1351 and encodes 403 amino acids. The transcript is spliced from 11 exons.
GGAGGCGGCUGAAGGAAUCUAACCAGCGAGUCUCAGUGAAGGGGGACACUCGGGGAACCGGCCGCUGCGAGCACAAGUAUCCAGCCUUCAUUAGCUACAUGACCGGAGACUUUAUCGGCAGUGAAAACAGGAAGUGACCAUGAUGACAGUCCUGGGCAGCGCCGGUCGCUUGAUCCAAUUUGCCAGGAGCGGCGUCAGUCUGAGUGUAAGGAGACGCUCCACUGCUGCUGCUUUAGCCCAGACAUCGACUCCAGAAACACAGGACAACAGGAAACCUAAGACGGGCAUCUUGAUGCUGAACAUGGGAGGACCUGAGAAACUAGAGGACGUGCACGACUUCCUGCUGCGGUUGUUCAUGGACACAGAUCUGAUGAAACUCCCCAUACAGAAUAAACUCGGCCCGUUCAUCGCCAAGCGCCGCACGCCAAAGAUCCAGGAGCAGUACAGCAAGAUCGGAGGAGGCUCGCCCAUCAAACACUGGACCUCAAUGCAGGGGGAGGGCAUGGUGAAGCUGCUGGACGAGAUGAGUCCUGAGACGGCUCCUCACAAGUUCUACAUCGGUUUCCGGUACGUUCAGCCGCUGACGGAGGAAGCCAUCGAGGCGAUGGAGAAGGACGGGGUGGAGAGAGCUGUGGCCUUCACACAGUAUCCUCAGUACAGCUGCUCCACCACAGGCAGCAGUCUGAACGCCAUCUACCGUUACUACAGAAACAGAGGAGACAGGCCGAAAAUGCGCUGGAGUGUCAUCGACCGUUGGCCCACACACCCUCUGCUGGUGGAGUGUUUUGCAGAUCACAUCCGUAACGAGCUGCUGAAGUUUCCAGAGGAGAAGAGAGACGACGUUGUCAUUCUGUUCUCAGCACACUCACUUCCUAUGGCUGUUGUAAACAGAGGCGACCCGUAUCCUCAGGAAGUCGGAGCCACUGUUCAGAGAGUCAUGGAGAGACUGGGACACUGUAACCCUUACAGACUAGUGUGGCAGUCCAGGGUGGGGCCCAUGCAGUGGCUUGGCCCCCAGACAGACGACGUGAUCAAAGGUCUGUGUGAGAGAGGGAAGAAGAACAUUCUGCUGGUGCCCAUCGCCUUCACCUCAGACCACAUAGAGACUUUACACGAGUUGGACAUCGAGUAUGGACAGGUGCUGGGGGAGGAGUGCGGGGUGGAGAACAUCAAGAGAGCGGAGUCACUGAACGGGAACCCUCUAUUCAUGAAGGCUCUGGCGGACCUGGUCCAGUCCCACUUGAAGUCCAACCAGCCCUGUUCCCGUCAGCUGACCCUCCGGUGCCCACUGUGCACCAACCCCACCUGUGGAGAGACCAAGGCCUUCUUUGCUGGCCAGACGCUCUCAUAGAAACAAACACGCACACACUCGGGUGCCCUUCCUACAGCAAAGCUACCUGUAAACAACUUAAGGCCUUCUCCAAUAAACAGAUGACUUAUACACACACACGCACAUACGCACACUGUCUCUCAAGCUAGAGUGUCGGUUAGUUAGAAAACACAUCAUUAAAAACGGGACAAAUGGUUUCUGCAAAUACAUUGUGACGUUUGUUUCCUCGUGCCGUUAUGUCAGACGGGAAGAGUUUAACCACUUUACAACUUUACUUUUUAGGAAAAAAUGUGAGUUACAUAUUAGGAUUUAGUGAAUCAUAUUUAAAUAAUCAGAGGAAUAGGCUUUAUUAGGCUUAGAAUACACAUUAUGUUUUCAUGGGAUUUGUAGAAAACCCACUGGUUAACACAAAUGCCCUUAUAUGGAUUUGAGGAUACCAUUUGGCAAAAAAUCUGUGGAUAAAAGAACUGACACUCUACAGAAACCGCUCACAUCAAAGCUACAGGGAAAGUACUUGUACUAGUUUUUUUGUUAGUUUUUUUUGUUCUUUUUGUUUUUCUUAUUGCAGCUCCCUUGGUUACAUUCCAUUGGCUUAGCCCCUGCAAACACCCAUCAGAGACCCUGGUUAUUUAUUUAGCGCUACGACGACACCACUCACAACGCAUCGGGUCACUUGGCUGUUUCUCUCGCCCGCCUUCUCACCCGCCACUUGACCCCCCAUGCAUGUCCUGCUGCAAUCCUUGCAAUGUGAUUGGAGGAGGUUGGUGCUGCUCAGAGAGCUAACUGAAACAGAACGUAGUGUGAUUUCUACAGUGAAACAGAGUACAGUUGUAGUCCAUCUAUAAUAAAAAAGAAAUCUAAUUUAAAAGUUGUCGGGACUUUUCAGGGUGUCAUGAUAUAAUGUUUGGGGUAUUGCGAGAUGAUUUACAAGCUAAGAAAAAAUAUUUUGUUAAUAUACAAAUUCAUAAACACGUAUUUUUUUAUUUUGUGCUUUUUGUCUGCCGCUGGUAACAAAUCAAAAACUGAAAAGGGGAAGUUGAGCUGUUCAGCUCUCGACAUAUGCAACCCACCAAAAAAACAAACUCGCGCAAUUCUUCAUUUUGAGAGAUUAAAGUAAUUCGAUAUAAACAAGGCUGAUCGAAGAGAAAAAAAGUUGUAGCAGUAAAAAAAAAAGUUGACAUAUUGAGGAGUGCAGGUUCGUACGCCUCAGAAUGUGAGACUGUAUCGCAGCUUCAGGGUGAGGGAAGCUACCAGUGAGUCAUUUUAACAGAAAUGAUAUACAUCAGGCUAUGAAAGCGCUCUUGAUGGAAAAGAACACUGGUUUUGCUUCUGGUUUUGAAAUGCACACAAGCGCUACAGUAGUCUUUUCCCAAAUGAACAAUGGUGGUACCCAUAUUUGUGUCAAUGUUAUGUUUUAGGUUCUGCUUCUACAUAUAUGUCCGAAAAAGUCUCUAAGCUGCGUCAUUGGAAUCUCGCUCUGACUUUUCAAUCAAAUGCCAUUGACAUACUUUUUUUUAGGUUUCAGAUUGUUAAACUGAAUCCUCUCACUAAUUACUCGAUAAGUUACUGAAAGCCAUUUUGAGUCUCUGAGCUCAUUAUGUACAGAUACAACUGUUCCUUAUCAACACUGAUCUAAGACUUUGAUUCAACAAAAUAGAUGUCAGAUUUCGGCAGAUUUAGCGCUUCACAGAAACCAUUAGUUCUUUCACGGUGAGCACACUGUAUAGGCUGUACAAUUGAAGCAACAGGUGAUCAAGACAAAAACAUUUUUUACAAAUGAAUGCUGAUAAUAUAUCUUUGUAGGUGUGAUAAGAGCAGGAAACAAUGUCACUACACACUGGAAUUGUUCUUCAAUAGCAAGAUGCAGUAUGUGUUUGUUACAAAUACCAUAUAGACACUUAGCACAGGUAAAAGUGUAGGAUAAGAAUUUAGUUUUAAAGUAGACUGACUCUCACUUGUGUCUGCCUUAACCCUAAUGCAGUCUUUUUUGUCAUCCACUCACACUACCCUGAUUACAAUGAAGUAAAUAAAUAUGAAAAAACUAAUCAAUUUAAGUUGAUGGGCUGAAUUAAAUACAUUUUUAUUUAGUUUUUGCCAUCAGGUGUUACAUAUUAUAUAUAUAUAUAUAUAUAUAUACUUAUAAAAUCUCUUUUAACGUGUUGAAAACCAGAAUUAAAUAUCCUCAGCUGGGUUUUCUAAUUCCGAAUUGCCCUAAAUUAACUCUGAUCAGUCCAAAUUUAGCAAACAGUGUGCUAACUAGAUAGAGGGUGUGUCAUUCAACGGCUGGCAGAGUUUCUGCAAAGCCCUCAUCACUGCCAGUUGCAUAUAAGAAAAUAUCAAAUAUAGAUUACUGUAGCAACUGUACACUGUGUAUAUCUGGUGGGAACAAAAUGUUACAAAUAUGUAACGCGAUCAGGAAACUAGCUGAUAAAGGCUACUUGUUCGACGUGAUUGAGUACACAUGCACGACCUCUCCUAAGUUGUAAUAUAUAUUUCCGAUCCUCAAGUUCUCCUCAUAAUGUGGGGAAAAUACAGCCAACCAACUUGCAAACAUGCACUGUUGUGCUCACUCGCUAGUUAUUUAGAUCGCUAACUUGUGUUUGGCAUUUGCAGGACCUAGUCACUCUCAGAUCUGCCUUUUUUCCUGUCGGUACAGACAGCGUACAUUGGUGCUUUUGGAUGUGGUUGUCAUUGAUAUUUCAACUCAUUCUCACUCAAUAAAAACAGUGUUGCUUUGUGCUUUCAGUGCUCUUCCAUAGGUUUGAAAGGGAUGGUUUUGUCUUUGAGGAAUGCUGUACCCAGAGUUCUUUGUUUUAUGCCUCUUCAUGCAUAACUGAAGGUAUUCCAAUGGCAAUAUGAGCAUAGCUUAGCUCAAUAACUGGAUGUUAGUGGGUUCCAUUGUCAUCGCAGUUUAAAGGAGCAUUUUCCCUUCUUUUUUGUCUAGAGCUGCCAAAUGAUCCCCCAGACAUUAAGCUAAGCUAAGCUAGCCUCGCUGUGAUACGAUACCAUCAAGCUGCAUAUUGGUGAGACAAAGGUAAAAUUCCUCUAAAACUCAACUGUCACUUUAAUUCAACUAUAACUUGGUAAAAGUCAGAUUUCAGGAACACAUGCUAAUGUCUGUUACGGCCGGGUUUUCCUUCCACCGUUAUCUUAUUUAUUUUUAAUUAUCCUCUGUGUGUCUGUUUUGACAAAUCUGUGUUCUGUGUCUGUAGCUGAAAACGCAUUUUGCAGAGUUUGCGUUGUACAUAUAAUAAAGACGCUACGGAUAUGUUGCAGCUCUGGCAUUCUUUUUCUGUUUGGAAUUAUUUAUUUUUGUCUUUUUGAUUGUGUUGCAGACCACACAAAUCAUCUUGUCUCUUACAUGUUUUUUUAAUAUGUAUAUGGUAUUAGCAGUGCGAUUACACGUAAUGACGAGUCUUCCUUAAAAACUAA